AUGCGCAAUGAGCGUGAGGAUGAUGGCACUAGGCGGCGCAGCACACUGGUACUCAAGACAACUGGUUGUGUUGUUGCGCAUCGUAGCUGGAGAGGCAGUUCGAAGUGUUCCUGGGAACUGAUUGCUGGUGGACUGCUGCAGGUGAGCUUCUUAUGGCUUACGCAAAUGGGCCGACGUUUACAACAAAAAAUGGAACAUAAGCGACUUUCGUGCUUCCAGGCAGACGAUUAUUUGCACAUCUGCUGA
Messenger RNA from Gongylonema pulchrum, 246 nucleotides. The record is from the annotation of a GenBank genome assembly. NCBI's taxonomy places the organism in Eukaryota, Metazoa, Nematoda, Chromadorea, Rhabditida, Gongylonematidae.